CACACUGUAAAGUGACCCCCAUAAUGGGCAGAGCCGACAGGGGUCUGAGCGAGUGCGGGGAGGGUAAUAAUAAUUAGCCUGCUGCUGAAACAGCCGAAAUAAAGUUAUAACUGGAGGAUAGUUUGAGUAAUAAACAGCGCCGCGGUCGCCUGAAGGGUUUAGUAGGGGCGCUUAUGGGUUUAAUUUGGGUUUAUUAGCUAAUAUAGCUGUUAGCUAACUAUCCCGGCUAGCUAAUUUGAUGAGGGCUCGGUGGGAAAGCCCAGCUAAGCUAAGCUAAGCUAGCUUCAGCCGCCGGUUCACUAAAUCUCCCCCGUUCUUAUGAAAGUUAAUCGCUAACUAUCUGAAUUAUGUCCACCUCGUCUUUAGACAGAGAGCUGCAGGAGCGGCUGAGAGAGGCGAGCGCUAUCGGAGACAUUGAUGAAGUGCGGAAUCUGGUGGAGAGCGGCGUCAACAUCAACUCUCAGAACGAAAUCAACGGCUGGACGUGCCUACAUUGGGCAUGCAAGCGAAACCACAAGCACAUAGUGGCUUAUCUUCUGAACUCUGGAGCCGACAAAGAAAUACUCACUGCGAAAGAUGAGUUAGCUGUUCAAUUAACCUCCAAACCUGAAAUCAGAAGACUUCUUGGAGUGGAGGAGGAGGAUGUGCCUGAGGUAAAAGAGCCAGAGCUGCCAAUCAUUCCGAACUAUCUCUCCAACCCGCCCUUCCUGUACAGCAAGAUGGAUAAGGAGGAACUAAACUUACCACCACAUGUUUCUCAGAAUGGCACCGCUGACCAUUCGGAGGUUGUAGACUCUGAGCCAGCCACUCUCUCUCCCACACAAGAGCAGCAGCAGCAGCCGCCCCAGAGCCAGCCGGCGGUGUCCUACAUCUCUGUGGUGGAGCAGAACGGCAUUGUGUCAAGCCCGGUGGUGAAUGGACCCCUCUCCAUGGAAGUGUCACCUGAGGCGCACCACAGCAACCACAGUGAAUACACCCACAAUCACACAAUUUCCCAGAAUGGCCCCGUGUGCCCCCCGCUACCCUCGCCAGGUGCGGCCCCUAGUCAGGCGCCCGUCUCUAACCCCACGGUGACACGACAGCAGUCUCUGCCCCAGCAGCUGAACUGCUCGCAGUCUGGAGGCUCCAUGCCUGCUUUCCAGCCCUUCUUCUUCACCGGCACCUUUCCAGUCAACGUGCAGGAGCUGGUCCUGAAGGUGCGUAUCCAGAAUCCUCAUGCCAGAGAAAACGACUUUAUCGAAGUGGAGCUAGACCGACAGGAAUUGACAUACCGGGCACUGCUGCGUGUCUGCUGUCGUGAGCUGGACAUUAGUGCUGAACAUGUGGAGAAGAUUCGCAAGCUUCCCAACACCAUGCUUAGAAAGGACAAAGACGUGGCUCGGCUACAGGAUUUCCAGGAGCUGGAGGUCGUGUUGGAGAAGGCGGAGGGGUUGUCCCUGUACUCUGGUGGCCCAGGUGGACUGACGGAUAGGCCCUGCUACAACAUGAAAGCCUCCAGGCUGACUUACUAGCUCCCAAACCCAGCUGCAAACCCAGAAACAGACUGGCUCUCUCCCUAUCCGGGAUUCUAGCCCUAAAAGCCCAACUUUAUAGCUGUGUUUAGUUCUAAAGUCCUGCAGUCAGAUAUAUCCUUCUUCUGUUUUCUGUUUCCUCCCUUACACCACAUUAUCCAUAUGCCAUACCCCCUCCAAACCACAUCACAAAAAAAUGCCUGUGGACGUUGCUCAUGCAUGGUCCUGUGGUGCCAUUCAUAUAACUCUGUGAGGAGAGGAGCUCCUGUGUAACAUAGUUAGUUUGUUAUCUGUAACAGUUAACAGUUAUACUGGUUUGAGCAGGAAUCUUUCACGGAUCAUGUGGCCAUCAUGCUUCAGCCGCCAUUAUUUUUAUUUAUUUAUUUAUUUUUUUUUUAAAUACUUCUUCUAAUAUAAUUUUUCUUGAGUGCAAACCCAUAUGCUCAUAAAUCCUCCUCUUGGGCUUUGAUUGUUUGCUGAAUUGCUGUGUGGGCUUAUCAGGCCACUGUGUGGUUUUAGUACAGCUCACUUAAAACAGGCAGACCUGAACUGUACCAGCACUUCUUGUUAGGGAUUUUAUUCUGUUUACUCCUAACUGUGCUGUGGUUCUCUGUUCUCUUUCUGGACGCACCCUGUCUUGCAUGAUGUAGAUCUCUGAAGUUCUGUAGUUUUUAAUAUGCCUACAUUUGGUACUCUGGGUUUAAUGUUUAAUGAUUUUCAGUAGCAGGAAUGAAUGGGGUUUUAAAAACAUCACCCCUUUUCUAGUUAAUAUGUUCUGUUCUGUGUUUAUUUUUCUUCUAAAUAUCACUGGAUCCGCUCCUCAUCACUAUAACCAGUACGUGUAGACGAGUGGUAUUAGCAUAUUUCAUUCAAGAAUCAUAUGUUUAUUUAAUGUGCUACUUUAUUGGUCAACCACUGUAUUCAUUGGCUGUCCAGUUCAUGAGUUAAACUCCUCAUCCAGCUUACUUACCUGUAUAAGGACCAGCUUAGAUUAAAGCAGGCAGUUUCCCCAAAAGAAACUGAUGUUGGUUUGGAUAAUCGUCAUCAAGGAAGGAUAGUGAAUCAAAACGUGACACAAGAGCCAGAGCCAGUUUAUUACUACCACUAUAGCCUGCUAGCAUGCUAACUACUUCUUAGAAACAUUAGCUUGCAUGUAGCAAUAUUAGCAUUACGAUUCUUGAAUGACGCUGUAGUUCAGAGGAUGCAGUGAUGUUCAGGAGACAAAUGAACACAGAACAGAAAAUAAAUGGUUCUGAACAUAUUUAAUUACUAUAUACUAUAAAACAUAAUAAAGGUGAUUAAAAGUCAAGGUUAGCUAUAGAGUGUCAAAUAUUGGCAUACCACAACAUGGCACGCACUAGAAAAUGAUGACAUAAUUUCAAGAGUCUAUUUAGUGCUUUAGUUUCUUAUUCGAAAAUACCUGAUUCAAAUAAACUGUUAAAUUAUAGUAGCAGAGCGUAUGAUAAAGCAGAAAAAAACUCUUAAGGGUGUUUUCUCACCAGCACUAUUUGGUCUGGUUAAAUCAAAAUCUGGUUCGUUUGCAUCCUUGAUGCGGUUUGUUUAAGCAGGUGUAAAACAGUAACUUGUACUCGCACAAUCUGGUUCCCAACUGACUUUGGAGCAGUUUCUUUGUGGUGAGAACGCAAUCCAGUCUUGAUCUGACCCAACUAUUAAAUAUACGUCUUUUAUUUGAGCUAAACUGCUAUUCAGAUGCAGUUUAACCUGAUUUAUUACCUUAUGCUAAGGUGUUUUCUUUCUGAAAGUCGUUUUGCAACGUUUACUUCUCCUGGCUGUCCGACUCCGUUUACUACGCGGAUAGCUACGUCGCAAAUCCCUUCAAAACCACUGUGUUUGAAACAGGUUUACACUGCACAACUAUUCAUAUGUAUGCUGUUCUGGAACUUUCUUGCUGUAUUUUGUAUCCUGCCCCUGUGCCAGACAUCUCUGACCAAUCAGAAAUCACAUUGUGCUUGCGUGCGUGGUUUGUUGCGGUGCAUAUUGGUGCGAUUACGGUUGUGCCUGUGUGAAAACAAACCAAACAUAGGAGGAAAACGCUCCAAGUAAACAAACUCAAACUGAUUCAGACCAGAGAAACUACAGUUGUAAAAACGCCCUAAAAUGUACAAGACCGGUACCUCCAGGACGAGAACUGAGAAGCACUGCACUAGAGGCUAAAUUACCUUAGUGUUUGCAUUGGCAAAACGCAUUGCAGGUUUUUUUUUUUUGCCUAAAUGGGAAAGUGCAUAGAUGCAUGUUUCCAUUAUAUUAGUACAAGAGUUCAAGAGACAGAAAGAAGGAAGUUUUAAUGUAAUGGGUAUGUGCCUAAGAGUUCUAUGUGCACUUGGAAAAACAAAAACAAGCCAAAAAAUAACCUAGUGGAAAAAACUUGGACAAAACUGUUGGUUGUCCUCAUCAUCUUGUAUGAAGGCAAAAUGCCCCAGGUUUCAUUAGUACUGAAAAAUGUAGCAUAAGACAUUUUUUGUCAUUUUUGUUUGUUUGUUUUGUUUAAAAAUUGAAAUACAAGCUCUAGAACGAGAUUAAGUAAUAUGAGCUUCCAUGAACACUAUCUCUCCAAAAUGUAGGACUUGUGUAAGUUUAAUUUAGUAUAAAAAUGAUGAUAACAAGAUGGGCAAUGAUUACUAUGUUCAGUGCAGUUACCUGGAUACACUUCCCAGUAAUCACAAGUCAUAUUAUUCAUAUUUUGGUUGGACCUUAUUUGCAGAAGUGCCAAUUGAGACAAUUGAGACCAUUUUUUGACGGUUAUUAUUGUGCUUUUAGUUCUACGCAAAUUUUGCAGCAAUUCCUCAUCAUUGUGUUUCGUUUCACAAAUGCACCUUUUGCUUCUGUGUACAAAAUGAUUGUGCAGAUUAUGAACAUAUUGAGUUUUAUUUCAAGUUUUGUUGUGUUGCACACAAAUUGCAUUGGGAAAAAACGACAAAUUUAACUUAAUUCAAAUCUAAUUUUCGUUAGAAAUGGUAGAUAAAUGUUAAAUUGUUAUCUUGUAGCUCGAAAUUUCUAGUCAGUUUUAUUGAAUUAAUGCACUGCAAUAUUAAACUCUUCCAAGUAUAAAUUCGGAUUUAUAACUGUAUAGAGCUAAACUGCAUAAAGAUUAAGAGCACAGAUUUUAUUGAUUUGUUUAGUUUGUAUGUUUUACAUUGUUAAGACUGUUCUUUUAAAUACACUAAAGUCGAAACCUUAAAUAUUCUAAUAUAAAAACUUGAUCAACAGUGCCGAAACUGUUAUCCUCCUCCCCUCCCUUCUCACACACACAUUGUAUUGCUGUAAACAAUAGAUAGUUUUAUACAAUCUACAUAACAAAACUGCUUAUAGUCUAUAUAUUAAUUUUUUUAACCUUAUUUUGUAAAUUAGAGUUUUUUUCUUAGCUGGACGUGAGCCGGUACUACAGCCAAGCAAUUUUUUCAUCUGUCCGUCCGUCUGCUGGUUUUAAAACAGGAUGACAGGGCUGAAUGAAGGUGCAUGGUGAAAUUGGUGAAUUGUUAAUAAGGAUUGGCUGCUUUUCCACUGUUGAUUUUUCACAUGGAGCUUGGUUAAACGACUUGGACAAUGAAAACGUGUAUGGGAAAUGGACUGUUAUAAAGUAGACAUUCUUUAUGGGGAAAACUCUUUAACAGUUGUACUAACUGGUCUUGUCUUGGACGAUGAAUACAGUUUGACUUAUCCUAUGCA
This is a messenger RNA of Astyanax mexicanus (Mexican tetra), 5198 nucleotides long. RefSeq names its product ankyrin repeat domain 40 (gene ankrd40). The transcript is spliced from 5 exons. The coding region runs from base 348 to 1511 and encodes 387 amino acids. Lineage: Eukaryota; Metazoa; Chordata; Actinopteri; Characiformes; Acestrorhamphidae. The record is from RefSeq and is a predicted model, not a curated record. Gene Ontology annotation, molecular function: protein binding.